AUGUUAGCUCAGUCGCCUGUACAAGAAUCAUCAUUGAAGUAUCAACAUUUAUUUAAUCAAAGUGUUAACACCAACAAUACUAAUAAUAACAGUAGUAAUAAUAGUAACAACAGUACACAACAAACACCACCAAACACAGUGAGUACACCAAUUUCGACACAGCAUAAUAACAAUACUAAUACUAACACUGCAACUACUACUGUGACUACUAUUAACAAUAAUACUAUUAGUAAUGAUAAUAAAAAUCACCAUAAUGACAUUAAUAGUAAUGGUAGUAGUACACAGACUGCAGCAUCAUCUAAAGAUCGUCCACAGAGUGCAGAAGGCUUACCCAUAAGUGGUCCACUUAAAUCUCCUUCAGGUAUUCCAAGAUUAUUAUCUUUAAAUGAAUCAAUCAGUAAGUAUAUUUCACCGUCAAACAAUGAAAAAAAUAAUAAAACGCCAAAUGGUGGAAAUCAUGUAUACAGUAGCAAAAUUUCUAAUCAUGUCAAUCACAAUAAUAAUGGCAGUCCUAAUAAUACAACUAAUAAUAAUGACCCUAUAACCAAUUCAUCGCAUCCACGGAAGUGUACUCCACCGAGUAAUAGCUUCACAACAUCUGCUGUUGCUAAUAAUAAUGGUUCCAAUGGUCAAUAUGUUUAUCGAUCACGUGCUACUACACAAUCAGUGACAAGACAAAACAGAACUAACUCAGAAAAUCCAUCUAAGUCAUGUGAUACAGAAUCUGACACAUCAAGUGUAUUUUCCAGCAGCGGUCCUCCAAGGCCAAUAUCUUCGAAAGUAGGUUCAUUGCAAAAUGCAAAACACAAACCAGGUGGAGGCAAUGUACAAAUUUUCAAUGAAAAAGUAGUCGUUAAUACUGUCACUGGGAAAUGUAAUUCACUGGCCAAUGUGAAACAUAAACCAGGUGGUGGGAAUGUACAAAUUGUAGAUCAAAAACUUGAUUUCUCUUCUAAUACACAAUCUAAAGUUCAGUCUUUUAAAAAUGUCAAACACGUUCCGGGAGGUGGAGAUAAAAAGAUUUUCAACGAACAUCUUCCAUGGUUGAAGUACAACAAGCCUAACUUAUCAGCAACAGAGAAAGAUCGUAUCAAUAAACGUUCAAGUGGUCAUAAUAGUGAUAUGAAUGCCUCAACGACAUCUGGCAGUACUGGUCAUUAA
This is a messenger RNA of Trichobilharzia regenti, 1161 nucleotides long. NCBI's taxonomy places the organism in Eukaryota, Metazoa, Platyhelminthes, Trematoda, Strigeidida, Schistosomatidae. The record is from the annotation of a GenBank genome assembly.